Molecule: messenger RNA, 320 nt
Organism: Staurois parvus
Lineage: Eukaryota; Metazoa; Chordata; Amphibia; Anura; Ranidae
Source: the annotation of a GenBank genome assembly
UCAGCGACUUAUAGCGGGACUGCGGCGGGCAUUCUGACACUAGGGGGGAAACUGGCUUGGUGUCACUGACAUCCCCAGUGACACCAAUACAGUGAUCAGUGCUAAUAAAAAGCACUAACACUGUACUAAUGACACUGGGCAAGAAGGGGCUAACAUGUGGGGCGAUCAAAGGGUUAACUGUGUGCUGUGCGCUGUUUUACUGCGUGCUCUCUGUAUGCUUCACUAUGGAGAUUCCCCCACCGGCACCCAGAAACCACCGAGUAAAGCUGAAAGGGGAGAGACCUGUGUAUAAACAACAAAGGUCUCUCUCCUGCCAGCAA